GAGCUCGGGGCGGGACGGGCGUGAGCGGGGGCGGGCUCGCUCCCCGGCAGCCGGGAGACGCUCUGUGUCCCCGCCGCCCUGACCUGGGGCCGAGACCCCCGGCCUCGCAUCCGCGCCGAAGCGGUCGGAGCGGCUGGGGAGGUGGCGGAGGGUUGGUCCUCUUCCGUGACCACGUCUGCCCCUCGGAGUGAGUCGCAGGCCUCACGUUGACGACCAGAGGCUGGUGAGAGUAGUUGACCGCUCUCUUCCUCUUUAGGAAAAUACUGUUUGUGGUGCACUUUAACCUAGCGUAUCUUAGGUAUGUUUUCUUAUUUAGGGGUGACUGUGGCCCAGGCGCUGCCCUAGACCCCGGGGAGAGGCCGUGAGCCAUCCAGACGGUUUCCGGCCCUGAACUGGAGAUGGGGGCUUGUCCAGGGGUCGGGGUGGGGAGACGAGACGAGGUCCGUAACUAAGGUGUUUUCAGAUGUGAUGGCAAAGACAGGGUGAGGUGGAGAGUAGAGUAGGACGACCUUGGGAUCUAGGGUCGGGAAGGACCACUCCCAGCCGGUGACUCGAGUGGAGAAAACCCCGCGAUGGUCUGACCCCGCGCCCAGGCUGGCGGAGGCUGGAGCAACACACACGGUACCCUCGGACAGACUUAAGUUCGUGACCAGGCACCUCAAGUGACCCCUUAGUGUCACCAGGCGGUCACCGCCGCACGUCCACAGCCCCGUGGCUCCCACUCAGGCUCCUCUCCAAAAGGUCUCUCCCAAACCUUCAGCAUUCCUUCCUGUCGUCUCUCAGCUGAAGCCUCGCGUCUUGUUUCUCUGAGAGAAGGAAACCAGCACACCUGCCUUUGUCCUAGCCAGUUACACGUCUGUGCUGCAGUCUUAGGCUGAGCCCUCUACGGGGCCCUGGUUUCCGACCUCUUUUGCUUGAGAUGCCCCAGAGCUUUCCAGCCUGUAGCCAAGAAGGUGGAGGCCGUUGGUUUCAUAGAUCUGAAUCCAUUUUACCUUUCGAGCUUCACCUCCUCCUCUGCUCCUUCAUUGACUGGGUUUUCCCCACAUUGAUGCUGUGUAGUGUCGUCGUCGUGUUCCCCCCCCCCCCAUCUGUGCCUUUGAAGACACCUGCAGUCAGGGACCAGAGGCAGCUGGAGGCCCAGCAGGUAGACUCCCCUUCAGGAAGCCUCCCCACAGCCUCUUCCUCCCGCUGCUCCCAUUUGCAUUUAUAUUACUUCUGGCGGUGGUGAUCGCUGUGUUUCCUAGGUGAUAGCUCCUUUGUUCACUCGUGCCUUCCACACGUGUUGUAUGUAGCCCCGGCCUGGUACUCUGCUACACCUUAGGACCUAGUUCAGAGCAGUGACAGACCUUGUCCUCCUGUAGCUUGGCGUCUAGAAGGAGGUAGGAGAGGUUGACUUGCAGUAAGAAUAUCCCCAGAUGGCUGAGUGGACGUUUGUCCAGGUGCUGUGAGGACGUGGGAAAUGGGAUGACUGGGGAUUUCAGGGGAAGUCCCUCACCUUUGUCAGCAUUUGAGCAGAAAUUGGAAAGACGAUUUAUCGAGUUUGCCUGAUGGUGAGCCACAGAGGGGACCGGAAAGGGAAGAGCUUUCAGGACAGUAAUGAUGACACCGAAGAUGUUUCCCUGUUUGAUGCGGAAGAGGAGACAACUAACAGACCGAAAAAACCCAAAAUCAGACACCCCGUGGCAUCAUUUUUCCAUUUAUUCUUUCGAGUCAGUGCAAUUAUAGUCUAUCUGCUCUGUGAAUUGUUCAGCAGCAGCUUUAUUGCCUGUAUGGUGACAAUUAUCUUAUUGUUGUCAUGUGACUUUUGGGCAGUCAAGAACGUCACAGGUAGGCUGAUGGUUGGCCUGCGCUGGUGGAACCACAUUGAUGAAGAUGGAAAAAGCCAUUGGGUGUUUGAGUCCAGGAAGGCUUCCCCUCAAGAGACGAGGACUGUUUCGGAGGCCGAGUCCAGGAUCUUCUGGUUAGGACUCGUUGCCUGUCCGGUGCUGUGGGUGAUCUUCGCCUUCAGCGCCCUCUUCUCCUUCAGAGUGAAGUGGUUGGCGGUGGUCAUCAUGGGUGUGGUGCUGCAAGGUGCCAACCUGUAUGGCUACAUCAGGUGCAAAGUGGGCAGCAGGAAGAAUUUAACCAGCAUGGCCACGUCCUACCUUGGGAAGCAGUUUCUAAGACAAACCACAGGAGACGAUCAGACAUCCUGAGGAGACGGAGGGAGCCUGCCUGUCCUUCACAUUGGGAACAGCUGAGCCUUUCGAACUCAGUGCAUAUUGCAAGGAGGAGUGUUGGGUUUGUUUUUCCAUUAGAAAAUUUUCUUUCAAAAAAAAAAGUAGUCUUCAUAUUAAGUUUUUACUUCCUUUUAGCAUUUGGGGCUUGAAGGUGUGGCGUGGCUGGAAACACUGUCGGCGUUGGGGUCAUGGUUUGCACCCGCGCACAGGUGGUCACCUAGGGCCCUGCGUCUUAGGUUAACACAGUGGUUGUGCUCCUGUCUGUGUGGAAUGGAGACCUUCGGCUGUGGUCUGUAGAUCACAGAGGGUGUUCUUAGUCUGUCUCAGAACUGUGUGUGUUUACCUGCUAUUUCUAGACAUUAUUUUCAGAAGGUUUUUUCUUCCAUGGUAAGAGUGGGCCCUUUGGCUUAUAGAUAAGCUAGAAAUAAUUGUUUAUUUUACAUUAAUAUAUACGUCAUGAUGAAACUUCUUAAUCUAGGUAUUCACAUCGUAGGCAGUUAAAAACCAAAUUUGGGCUGUUGGUGUUAACUACUUUUUAAAUUUUUAUUUUUUAUUUGUAAUGAGUUGUGUACUUAAGGCCCAAUUAAUAUAAAAGGAAUUUUCGUAGUUUAUUCUUAAGGGAUACCUGGGGAUUGCUGCUGUUGUAUUUAUUUUUUGGAUAGGUAGCCGAUUUUACUUUGGAACACCCCAGAAGCUCUUCGGUGGUCCUUGGCCUAAUGAACUCUUUUACCACUAAAAGAGUAUUAUUCUUAUGUCACAGUGAGAAUAAUCAUUUAAAAUACUUGGCAUUAUAAAUGCCUAAAAGACAUUUUAUCUUAUCUAUUUUUUUUUUCUUGCUAUAACGGAGAUAUUGUAAAUCAGUGCAUUUGUAUUAAUGGGUAUUUCUUAAAGCAAUAUAUGUAACAGUCUGCAAACUCUUGUAGGCAUCUGUAAAUUCCGUUGUAGGUACUGUAAACUUUGUUUUAAUCAACAGAUUAUUUUGUGACUGUAUUUAUACAUUGUUAUAAAUUUUUGAAGAUGUUUUGUUUAAUUGAAUAAGUGUCUUUAUUGGAGUGAUGGCUUUGAAGGUGCAUAACUUUAUAUUUGUAUAAAACUCUGUUUACAAAGCACUUGGACACUCGUAAUCUCAUUUGAUCCUCCCAACAAACCUGUUUUGUGUGAUGCCGGUUUAUAGGUGAUGAAACGAGGCUUCAGGUUAUUGAGUGACUCACGGAAGGAAGCUCAGUACAGAAAGACCCAUUAGGAUGUAUGACGAUUGUAGGGAGACUUUGGUCUCUAAAUGUCCUUUCCUUUCAUGGGUUUGCUAAGUUGCUAAUUGGGUAAGUGUUUGUUUCCCACCUUAUUUAUAUUCAUCCGGUGCAGAAAGUGGGUGUGGGGGAAAGAUAUUUUCAUUUUCAUUUAACCUGGAACCCCUGCCGUCAGUCUGUGGCGUUGAGAGUAAUGGGGCACCGUGGUUCCCUUCUUGAGGUAACUUGUUACUUGCGGCUGCAGUGCGAAGCCAGGUAUGAAUUGCAUUUUAGAAGGUGCACGUGGCAGGACCUGCUGUUUAUCCCCUAGUAUCCAUUUCCCUCCUCGUUCCCUGCUUAUUCCCCAGGAUGUGGCCCUAAAGACCGUUUUCCCCAGAUUUCCUUGCCUCGCCUUGGAUACCCUUCCGGGAAGCCUUCUUAGAAGGAAGGCACGCCUGGCCCCUGUCUUCCCCGCUGCUGGCUGGGAUGUAGACGGAAGCGAUGGCGCUGGAACAGCCGUCUCGGACCUUGGGGUGGAGGCCCCGUUUGUGGACAGCAGAGGCGUGAGGCAGACGUGCGUGAGGCCGGGGAAGAGCCCACACUGCCUGUCUCCAGUUUUAAGUGAGAAAUAGGUUUCUGUCUUAAGUGUAACUUUGUUUUUUCUGUUGCUACAGCCUGAGUUCCUGUCAAUACAGUGUAUUUUGGGCAUCCUUCGUAGUUGUUUCCCUUGGCAUGGUAUUUGAGAUGUAGUAGUUCAGCGCAUACAUAUGUACCCUUUUCCCUGUGAAGUAAUGAAGCUGGUGUGAUAGGUGCUAAUAUAUCCAGCUGUUCCAGAUGCUAUUGCUACUCAAAAAUUCACCCCAUUUUAUUAUGCUUACACAAGCCAUGGUCCGGAAUUUGGGUGGAGCCAGUGGGGACAGCUUUUCUCUGCUACAGGGUCGGGCUCAGGUGAAGGACUUGAAGGCUGGGUUCUGCACGCUGGCCCAGGGGCAGUGAACAUCUGGGGGCAUCUUUAUGGGUCUGGAGGUUGAUGGUGGCUGUGAGCCAGCUCUCCCAGGUUGCUGGUUGGAACAGCUGCGUUUGUGACAUCUGGUGGUCUCUUGAGGCCCAUCUGAGCCUUUGCGGCCUGGCAGCUGUGUCUUGAGACAGGCUUCCCUGGGGAGCCAGGGCAGAGCGCGGUGGUGUUAUGCCUGGUCUCGGGAAUCACAGUGUCGCUUGUCCCUUAGUCUCGGUUGAAGCAGUCACCAAGCUCCCCCUGAGUUCAGAGGGAGGGGAUGUAGCAGCCAUCUGUGGAAAGUAGAAUCUGCCGCACACACUUUCAUUCUUUCAUCAAGAUGGAAAAACUGCUUGAAAGAGACCAAGGGUAGCAAGUGGUAUUUUCCCUGAUGAGCCUGGAGCACAGGUGAACUGGCUGAAUGGUGCCAUGAAAGGAGCCCCCAGCAUACCUGUUAGGUCCACACCUUUGAAAGGUGUGUGUGUGUUGAGGUGAUGGCACAUGCAGUCCGCCCAUGCUGUAGGUACUCUGAUCCUUUGAAUUUGUAGAACUCUCUAGAGCUCUUCCAAAGUUCUGUCAUAUGUAUCACCUUGUUUGCUUCUCCCCAUUAACCUUGAGAGGGAGGAGAGACCACAGGUAACCUCGUGUUACAGGUGUGUGACCAGGACGGAGAUGAGAGAUGGUUUACUGCAAGCUGCAAGCCUGGAGCCAGCGAUGUUCCCCCACCCACCCCUGGUCUCCUGUGCCCCCCACCAGCUCCCUGCUCACCUGAAGCCAUGUGGUCAGCUAUGGCCUAUGUGACAGUGGAGGUGAGCUGUGUCACUCUUGAGUGUGGAAAGUGCAACUGAUGGGAGAUCCCUGCGUCUUUCUUUACUUUUGUGGCAGCCAGUGGUGCUUGAGACAGCGGCUUGUAGAGCAGAGCUCCCACCAGCUCCCGUUGGACGUGCGACGCAGGUGAGAAACGCUUGGCGUGUGAAGCCACUUGCUGUUCUGGUCCAUUUGUUCUCAUAACAUGUCACAUUGGAAUAGCCCAUUCUGAUGAAUUUGGGUGCACAACUGACAAAUAAUGCUCAGAAAAUUUUUAAGUCCUAAUUCAGUAAUUUCUCCACUGCUUUGUGCCUUUUCAUUUUGCAAGGAAAGAAGUUGGAUUGGAUUUUUGUCUGUUAAGUGCAGGGGUGCCAGUUCUCAUCAGAGCAGACAGGUGAAAGUUCAACUUGGAGUGUGCGCCUCCAGCCAAAGGGACAGAACUUCUCAUUUCCAGCCAUUUGUUGCCACCCAGGAAUGUGGUCCCUCUGUUGCUAGGGUUUUCAGUUUUUCUAGAGGAAUGGAAAAUCCGAAUGUUUAGAUGAAAUCUGAUCUUUUAAUGCUUGUUAAUUACAUUUUAAAGGGAAAAAAGAAGAAAACCUUUAAAGCCCAAGUGAGUAUGUUUGCAGGUCAAGUUCAGCUGUGCUAACUCUGCAUGGUGCAGUGAAGCUCAGACUGGUGGGACUCUUUCCUCUAGGGAGUCAGAGCUGAGUAUCUGCAAUGAGCAAAGCAGAGCCGCUCUAGAGGAAGCAGGGUUGGCGGCUCUGGAAUCACCCACUCAGCUCUACCAAUUUCCAAGGAACCCUGAGCCACUGUUUGCAAACCACUGCGAGGAAAGCGAAACCAAAGUCUGCCUGGUUUUGAAGAACACGCUCUUCAAGUCAUAUGUCAAAUACAUUUUUCAAAUAAAAAUAAAGUAGAGGAGUUCCCGUUAUGGCACAGCAGAAACGAGUCCGACCAAGAACCAUGAGGUUGUGGGUUCGAUCCCUGGCCUCGCUCAAUGGGUUAAGGAUCCGGCGUUGCCGUGAGCUGUGGUGUAGGUCAAAGAUGUGGUUUGGAUCUGAGGUUGCUAUGGCUGUGGUGUAGGCCGGCAGCUGUAGCUCCAAUUGGACCCCUAACCUGGGAACCUCAGUAUGCCUCAGGUGCGGCCCU
Sus scrofa (pig) is the source of this 6395-nucleotide messenger RNA. It is a transcript of the gene TVP23C, whose product is annotated as trans-golgi network vesicle protein 23 homolog C. Gene Ontology annotation, cellular component: Golgi membrane. Lineage: Eukaryota; Metazoa; Chordata; Mammalia; Artiodactyla; Suidae. The record is from RefSeq and is a predicted model, not a curated record. Gene Ontology annotation, biological process: vesicle-mediated transport; protein secretion.